AUGUCCAUACUUAAAGAGGAAGGAGCUGAUGUGAUGGAUAAAAUGUUCUUUGCGGAAAACGGGGAUGUUAUAAGCGACUUCACCGCGUGGAUACCCGGCCUGUCAAUUCUCCAGAGAAGGUCAUAUCAUGAAAAAACGGACGAAAAGCUGCUCCUAGAGGUUAAGGCCGAUCUGAGAAAGAAGGGCUUUAUAGUGUGA
This is a messenger RNA of Nematocida major, 198 nucleotides long. RefSeq lists its product as uncharacterized. The record is from RefSeq and is a predicted model, not a curated record. Lineage: Eukaryota; Fungi; Microsporidia. Bases 1 to 198 code for a protein of 65 amino acids. The transcript has a single exon.